Molecule: messenger RNA, 2971 nt
Organism: Cryptomeria japonica (Japanese cedar)
Lineage: Eukaryota; Viridiplantae; Streptophyta; Pinopsida; Cupressales; Cupressaceae
Exons: 7
Coding region: 128-2455 (775 amino acids)
Biological process (GO): translational initiation
Molecular function (GO): GTPase activity; translation initiation factor activity; GTP binding
Source: RefSeq, a predicted model, not a curated record
UCGUUAAAAAAAUUAAGCAUCCACUCGAUUCAACAUCGAGAGAAUUUUAUUUAGUCGAUUGUGUUUCUCAUGUAGUCCCUUUUUGAUCUCCGAUUGUUUCGUCUGUUGCAUCUCUUCAACCAGUUCCAUGGCUCUCCUUGGAAAGUGUUUUCUACAUAAUCCAAUUAAAAAAACCUUCUCAUCUUCAAACAUCUUCAGAAGGUUGCACUGCUUCAAUCCCGUUCUCUGCAACUCUACCAUACAGAUUGUUCCGUGCAGGCAGGACGAUGAGCUUGACCAAAACAGCACAGAUAUUGCCCAGAAAUCGGAACUGGAUAAUGGGGCUUACCUGGGAAAGGAAAAAUGGAGUUCAGCUACAUACAGAGGAGGAAGAGUUCAAAGAAUGCAGGAUGCCCAGAUUAAUUCAGAUUUUAUUUUGAAUACUUCAACAUCUUUUAGUUCACUAAGAAGAGUUGGCGAUUCUUCAAUUUUGAGCUCCAGUUAUGCUAUGCAUGUUCCACAUUUAACCAGAUUCUUUCAUAUUGGCUUUGCAGUGCAAGCAAAACGAAAACUUGAUGAAGUUGGUGUGAAGAGUAUAAAGAAACCAAAACGAGUAAAGAAGGAGAAGCGUACCCAACCGCCAGUGGAGGCCCCAUAUGUUCCACCAAGGCCAAAGAGAGCAGUAUGGUCUUCACGUGAUAAGAUUAUUGACAUUUUUGAUGGGAUGACUCUUGUUGAACUGGCAAAGAGAACUCGUGAAGGUAUUGACACUCUGCAAGAUAUCCUUCUGAAUAUUGGUGAGCCGGUCAGCUUAGAAUUCCAGCCUAUUACAAUGGAUGUUGCAGAGCUUGUUGCAAUGGAACUUGGAAUAAAUGUGAGACGUGUACAUUCAGAGAAAGGUGCAAAAGUUGAAACACGUCCUGCAGUGAUAACAGUCAUGGGGCAUGUUGAUCAUGGUAAAACUUCACUUCUUGAUGCUCUAAGGCAAACAUCUCUGGCAGAAAAAGAAGCUGGUGGUAUCACUCAACAUUUAGGAGCAUUUGUUGUGAGGAUGCCAUCUGGAGCAUCUCUUACUUUCCUGGACACUCCUGGGCAUGCUGCCUUUAGUGCUAUGCGAGCAAGGGGUGCUGCAGUUACAGAUGUGGUGGUGCUUGUGGUAGCUGCUGAUGAUGGGGUUAUGCCUCAGACUCGUGAAGCUAUGGCUCAUGCACAGUCAGCAAAUGUGCCUGUUGUGGUGGCAAUCAACAAAUGUGACAAGGCAAAUGCAGACCCUGAAAAAAUACGAAUGCAACUUUGUACAGAGGGAUUGGCAUUAGAGGAAAUGGGGGGUGAUGUGCAAGUGGUUGAGAUAUCUGCAACAGAAAAUAUUGGUUUGGAUAAGCUGGAGGAAGCUUUACUGCUCCAGGCUGAACUAAUGGAUUUGAAAGCACGCAUGGAUGGUGAUGCGUAUGCAUAUGUUGUUGAAGCACGACUUGAUCGCUGUCGUGGCCCUUUAGCUACAGCAAUUGUUCGUUCUGGAACAUUAGUUCCUGGCCUUUACAUUGUUGUUGGUGCUGAGUGGGGAAAGGUCAGGGCUCUGCGCGAUAUGUCUGGUCGACCUGUUCAAUCAGCAGGACCUUCGAUGCCUGUUGAGAUUGAAGGUCUUCGAGGUCUACCUUUGGCAGGAGAUGAGCUUUCUGUUGUUGCCACAGAGGAGAGAGCAAGAAAAUUGAGCAAUGGAAGAAAAACAAGAUUUGAAGUAGAGCGAAUUAAAAAGAAAAAUGAAGAGGCAGCUAAGAUGUCAGACCUUGUGGAUGAAGGAGUUGAAAAAGUUGAAAUGGCACUUAUUGUUAAAGCUGAUGUGCAAGGUACAGUCCAGGCUGUAACAGAUGCAUUAAAGACGCUGAAUAGUUCCCAGGUGCUUGUCAAUAUUGUUCACAAAGGAGCUGGAGCAAUUUCUCAAGCUGAUGUGGAUUUAGCCCAAGCAUGUGGGGCAUGCAUUGUGGGCUUCAAUAUACGUAACACACCAAGUUCUGUAGAUGCGUCUGCUCGUCAAGCAAAUAUAAAGAUACGACAACAUCGUGUAAUCUAUCAUCUGCUCGAAGAUAUAGGAAACUUGAUAGUAAGUAUGGCACCAGGCAUAUGUGAAACUCAGGUUGCUGGUGAAGCACAAAUAUUAGGCAUUUUUGAGCUUAAAGGAAGGAAUAAAUCUGGUAAUACAAAGAUUGCUGGCUGUCGAGUAUUUGAUGGUCGCAUGACAAAAACUUCAAGGUUCAGAGUGCUGCGAAGUGGUGAGGCAGUGUUUGAAGGUUCUUGUGAGUCCUUGCGUAGAGAGAAGCAAGAUGUAGAAGCGGUGGGGAAAGGUAAUGAAUGUGGCCUAAUUUUGCAAGAGUGGAAUGAUUUCCAAAUAGGAGAUGUUGUUCAGUGUUUAGAACUUGUUAACAGAAAACCUAAAUUUGUAUCAUCAGAAAGUGGAGCUGUACGAAUUGAAUGUUGAUACUUUCAAAAGCAUCAAUAAGAUGUAAAUUCUCAUUGCUAUGUAUGAGAGGUAUGACUAUUCUACUACUACAUUUUUGACACACAGAUCCUAACUAGAUAGACCGAUGUGUUGACUCACAAAGAUUGCUUGUCCACUUUCUGACCAAUACAUCUAUGAACUUAAGUACGAACAUAGAGGUCCUCUGCUAGAAUAUUCAAUGAAUAUCUAGAUUCUUGCCCAGUUUCAAAGUCUACUAAAUUCUUGCCAGACAUUAUGUAUCAGGAAUUCUUUUCUCCACAAAUAUUUUCAAAUGGUCUUGCACGGUUUGAGGUCUUUAUCGUUCCAUCUCAUAAGUUGUCUAUAUCAAGUUCCAUAUGAAUUUUCUUGAUUUGUAGGAUUUUAAACUCUAGCUGUUAAAUUGCCUGCCACAGGCUGUUUUUUGUAACUCCGAGAUACUACAAAAGCAGCAUGUUCUACUGGCUGCAGUUCUGUACACAUAAUUUCUAUUAAAUAUAAUUUCCUCUUUUUUGCUUA